Messenger RNA from Acanthopagrus latus (yellowfin seabream), 10015 nucleotides. It is a transcript of the gene lrch2, whose product is annotated as leucine-rich repeats and calponin homology (CH) domain containing 2. Gene Ontology annotation, molecular function: protein binding. The transcript has 26 exons. Lineage: Eukaryota; Metazoa; Chordata; Actinopteri; Spariformes; Sparidae. Bases 752 to 2773 code for a protein of 673 amino acids. The record is from RefSeq and is a predicted model, not a curated record.
GGAUGUGGGCUAGCUUGGUGAGCUGUGGUUGUAAAUAAUGAGCCCGGCUGCUGUGCUCGCUGCUACAUAUUCAUGAAUUAAGAACAUUCACUCAUUCUCACGGUGGUUUGACUUCAAGUUCUGAGACUUAAUGUUGGAUCGUGAGCCUGUAACACCCGUUAUGAUGAUGACUUCUGCACAGAUGCCCUGAGAGGGCCUCCUGGAGGAACAGCUGUGUCGGUCAGCUGGGCCAAGAGUACAAACCUGGCCUGACCCGAGGCCAGUUUGAGUUGGCGAGGACUGCCCGGGCCGACUACUUUAUUUCUUCUCCGUCCAUCAGUAAUUUCCCCUAACCAGACUGACAGUAAUGAGGAGAUGGCAAUCUGUAAUGGAGACUUAAUAAUUGUCAAGGGGCCCUGCUGGGAGUUUGGCAUGUGCAGGUGGAAGAAGGGUAAAAAGCCUAAAAUGGCCACCAUACCCUGCUUUACCAUCACCAUCAUCAUCAUCAUCGUCACCAGCAGCAGCAGCAGCAACAGCACCACCACCACCUCAGAAGCCCAUCCCCUAGCGUCCGUCCCGGGGAGGUGUGGGAGCUGUCAGUGCUCUUCAAAGCCAUCACUACUCGAGCGGACCUCACUGGAGCCCCGGGAACAGCCAGUACCAGCACCAGCAGCAGCACCACACGGCCCGCAGCCUGGACCGGGCUCUGGAGGAUGCCGUGUGCUCGGGGUUCCUGAACCUGAGCGGGAGGAAGCUGAGGGAGUACCCGGGGAUGAGCUACGAUCUGACCGAUACUACACAAGCAGAUUUGUCCAAGAAUCGCCUCACAGAAAUCCCUCCAGAAGUGUGUCUGUUCGCCCCCCUCGAGUCGCUCAACCUCUACCACAACUGCAUCAAGUGCAUCCCAGAAGCCAUCAUCAAUCUGCAAAUGCUGACCUAUCUUGACAUCAGCCGAAAUCUUCUGUCAGUUCUGCCAAAAUACCUGUUCAGCCUCCCCCUCAAAGUUCUGCUCGUGAGCAACAACAAGCUCGUGUCCAUCCCGGAGGAGAUCGGCCGGUCCAAAGAGCUGAUGGAGCUGGACGUGAGCUGCAAUGAGAUCCAGGCGCUGCCAGCUCAGGUGGGGAGGCUCCAAGGCUUACGGGAACUCAACAUCAGGAAGAAUUGUCUUCACACGCUGCCUGAGGAGUUGGCUGACCUGCCGCUCAUCCGACUUGACUUCUCCUGCAAUAAGAUCACAGAGAUUCCUGCAGUUUACAGGAAACUCAGGCAGCUGCAGCACAUCAUCCUGGACAACAAUCCUAUGCAGUCUCCACCCGCACAGAUUUGUCUCAAGGGCAAAGUGCACAUAUUCAAGUACCUGAACAUCCAGGCGUGUAGGACGGACAAGAAGCCGGACACCCUGGACCUCCCCUCCCUCGGCAAACGCUGCCUCCCACAGCCACUUACAGAUAGCAUGGAAGAUUUUUAUCCCAGCAAGAACCACGGUCCUGACUCUGGAAUUGGUAGUGACAAUGGUGACAAGAGGCUAUCUACAACUGAGCCUUCAGAUGACGACACCGUCAGCCUGCACUCUCAGGUCUCAGAGACAGCCCGUGCUGACGCCCUCUCACUCCUCUCCAAAAUGGAUUCUUGCAAAGAUCAGGAUCUCUAUGACUUUAUAGAGCCAAAUCCGGACGAGGAUCCUGCUCUGUCAGAGUGUGAUGGGCAGCAGAGCAGCCAUGUGUCUUGUAUAAAGGAACUGGAAAAAGUUCUUAACAUGUCCCACCAAAGCAAAGAUAAAGACAGCUGGAAAGAGGAGUCAGGUUCUGAUAAGGAGCAGCUAGUGGAGGAGGAGGAUGAUGAGCUGAAGGAGGUGCUGGAUCUGAGGAAGAUUGCCGUGCAGCUCUUGCAGCAGGAGCAGCAGAACAGACGACGGUCCUUAAUUUGCAGAGCAGAGAGUCUUAUCCACCGACGGAGGGUGACCGGCCGGGCACACAGGUUCCUGAGUCACUCUGGGGGCUCCAGCAGCAAACCGAGGGCCCCACCUCAGACGGCUCGUAGUGCUUCUCUGGAUGAAGGAAGUAGCGGAGCAUCGGUGCUUAGCGGACAGCCGUCUUCCUCCUGCUCCUUUGAUGGCAGCCUGAAGACAGAUCAGUCAGAUUCAGAGCCAAACUGGCCCGAGGUCCCGCCUGUGCUGAACCAGAACGAAGACCGCAGGCGGAACAAGUACCUGAGAAAGGAUUAUCUGAAGUACAAGUGUCAGAGUGCUCGGAAAAACUCCAGUGGAAAUGACGACUGCGAGGAGGGCCUGCGCAGCGCUGACUUCAGCACCACUCUGACAGUGUUUGGACUAAAGCCAAGAUCAGCCUUCACCAGAGGAAGCCGACAGGAGUACACCUCCACAGACCCCAGUUUCACCAUGAGGAGGAAGAUGGAGCACUUGAGGGAGGAAAUGGAGCAGAUAGGACUCCUGCGGCAGAACAUAGAGUCCAGACUGAAGGUGCUGCUCCCAGACGACGUCGGCGCUGCUCUGAUGGACGGGGUGGUCCUCUGCCAUCUAGCCAAUCACAUCUGUCCCCGGUCUGUCGCCAGCAUCCAUGUCCCAUCUCCUGCAGUGCCGAAGCUCAGCAUGGCCAAAUGCCGUCGGAAUGUGGAGAACUUCUUGGAUGCCUGUAAGAAGAUGGGUGUCACACAGGACAAGCUGUGUUUGCCCCACCACAUCCUGGAAGAGCGCGGCCUGGUGAAGGUGGGCGUGACCGUCCAGGCUCUGCUGGAUCUGCCUCCAUCCAGGUCCACGCAGCUGUCAGCCGUUUGACAUGCGCCUGAAUGUUGCGUCCGACCUUCAACCUUCCAGCCAGCCCCUCUCCCCAGCCUAAAACCCCGUCGCCAGGGACCAGAGAGCCUCUAGGGGCGAGGACCCGGUGAGCGGGGGCUCUUUGGGAGUCUGCUUCUGCCUGACUGAAUCGGGAGACAGGAGGGGGAAACACCUCUGUCUCUUCAUAUGAUGUCAGCAGCCACCCGCUUCCUGUCCAUCACAUUCUCACUCGUAUCCUGUUCCUAGUUACUGGGGUCAUCUUGUAUGUGUGUGGACUAUAGCAACAUGACCGUGUGUUUCCUGUGUGAGCUGCGCAGUUUGGAGUUUCCAAGAAAGAGACAGACGGGACAAUGAGGUCGAUAGGAUGACCUUUUACCCUCUCUACACGCUCAGUGAUUAUUGAGCCUGCAAGUGCUGCAGUACUGAUGACAUUUCCUCGCUGGUGUCGGAGACACCGGCGGCGAGGAGAUGACAGACAUGUAACUCAUUCUUUCACUAAAGAGACCGACCCUGCACGCUGGCCUCGCAGCCACGAACCACUGACAGACCUCGAGAUGUUCUUACACUCUUGAGUUUCUCUUUCCUUUUUGUGGAAUUUAUUUUUUACCAUGAAAAUUCAUUUUGGGGAAUUUAUUGUACAGUGUUGUUGUUGUUGUUUUUUUUUUUUUUUAAUUUACAUGGUUUGCAUCAGGUUCCCUGCUGUUUCCUGUAUGUAUCCUUUUCAGCAGCCAAGCCUGACUUUAAAAAGUAGCCUCGAGUUAAUUUUGCAAAAGCAUUGCAUUUGAACAAUCACAUCUCCCCUUGCUCUUCCAGGUAGAACACGAGGCUGACUUCUGAGAAGCGCGACAAGUAGAGGUCGCGCUUGACGACAUUCAGCCUUCUGUUUUCUCUCGUACUCGGGUUUGGUUCUGACAUGUUUGAAUUACUGUACAAAGUGUUAGCAACUCUAUACCGAAGGUCUUUCUCUAUACAAGCCCGCAUGCACCAGGGAAUGUGACACUUGACCACUGUGAGAACAUGCGCUCGGCUGCAGCCAAGAGCGCUUCGGUCGCUGUUUUGUAGCAUAUUUUCACUGUACGUGCAAGGGUUCUGUUUUUGGAAAAAAAUAUUCUGUAUUCUAACUUUUCUAAAGCUUUUUAUACUUUCUUCCCAGUCAUUGCCAAUUAUCACUUGCCAUCUCCGUGGCGUUCAGAACAUGGGCUGUGCCAUGUUAGGUAGGAGUUUAUCGCUUUGCAUAACCUCAGAUGAAACAUGUUUAUACGUGUAUGUGUUUGUGAGUGGACGGUUCUGAGUGAAUGGCCUCCGGAUCACGAAGGGGGUUCAGUGCUGCUUGGCAAACCUUCCGCGCGUGGCACGGCCGUGUCUUACUGCCAGGCCACCCUGCUGUAUGUGGAUUCUGAUACAAUUCAUUAUUUCAGGGAAAUGAAAUUAUUUAUGUAUUUAUUCAUUUGUUUGAUAUUUAUGUGUUGUUGCUUUGUGCGUCUCAGCCCUGACAGUUGCGGUGCAGCUGGAAUAUGUUUAAUUUUUCCCUCAUGUUUUCUGUAUGCUCCCUGGAUAACCUACAGGAAACGUCUACACAAACGCUGCAAAUUCAGUCAUUAUCUACUCACCCUCACGCCAACGGGAAGUCGCGUCAAGUUUCAUAGUCCGCAAAACAAUUCUGGAGCUUUGCGGCAAAACAGAGUUUCAGAAUUCUAAUAAUCAAGUGAAAUAGAUGGGGACUUGUUUUAAUAUGUAAAGAAAUAAAUGGAAAGCCAAAACACCAUAAACUUCAUACAGCUUGUCGGCUGCCAUGCAAGUCUCUGGAAGCCCUGUGAUCCCAAAUUAAACAGAAAGAAAAGGUCAUUUUCAUCCGUUUUAAAGUUGGAAUUUUCACUGUAGCUGCUCAGCUAAAAGCGUUAUCAAGUAACAAGUAACCACUCUGACAGUGGGUGCCUGAGCUUGACUGUGAGUCGAAGAUGUAAAAAUGUCUUUACUCAUCAGCUUGGGACGUCAGGGCUGCCAGAGACUCUGAUAACACUUGACAAACUGUAUGGAGUCCCUUAUUUAUUUAUAUAUUUUUUUUGUAUUUUUCCCUGAUCUACUUUUGUUCAGUGAAACCCCACAACUCUAUUUUGCCAUGAAGCUCAGUAAAUGUGAAGCUUUGAAACUUCACCUGGCCUUCUGUCGCCAUGGGUGCGAGCGGAUCAUAACUGAAUUUUCAUUCUUUGGGGAACUUAUCCUUUGAUGACUGAAAGCGGCAAGAAGUGUCAUUAACGAUGCAUUAGUGUUCCAGCUGUCAAGCCUUUUGAAUUAGGAUCGGAAUAUGGGUGUGACACAGUCUAAUUUGAGAACCACAUAGUGUGGAAGUUAAAAAGAAAUAUAUUUGCACCAUUCAUUAGGAAUGAAAGCAAUGUUGACAGCAUAAAGACUCCAUAAGACCUCCAUAAUACAGAGUUGUAGUGGAAAACAUGACCCAAGAGUUUAGCGUGCUCAAAGGCCUGCUUAAGAGCUGUUUUCAGUUGAAAAGUCAAGUCUCACCCUGUAUUACUCUGUGUUAUGGGCCGCUUAUUUAUGGAUUAUUUCUGAAGAGCAAUAUCAGUCUUGUCUUGUCAAGUGGUUGGAAUGUUAGUCUCCUUUGGAUAGGUGAGAAUUCCCUCAGGCAUCCAUGUGUUGCACCAAUCAUUUUUAAAUUAAGUCUCCAACAUGUAAACAAAAUUGAAAUGACAGUGGAAAUCAAAGUAGUGCACAUUAUACGUUAAUUAUAGAUGUCAAAAGUUAAAAUACAGACCAUCAUUUUUGCUCGGAGAAAAGAAAAAAAAUCAUUCCUUCAUUGAUUUGUGGGCAAGUGCAGUACACUGUGGGGAUGUGCACCAUCGUCUGUACCUUCACAGCUAACUCUUACUCAUCUGGAUCCGUAUCCAUACUUGCACUGCUCACAAGAUGAAACUAUUUACAGAACAAGUUUUUUCAUAUUACACUCAAGUGAGUGAACUUCAGUCAGGGACCCAACAAGGCUUCUCCUUCAUCAUGAGAUACUGACAUGUUUCUGUAAAGACUACUGUACUGGAUACUGGUUUCAGAUGAGAACUCGCUCCACUCGAGUGCACCUUUGAAGAGAGGCUGUGUUGACGUCUUUCAGUGACGGGCUGACACGGCAUCAGUUAAUUGAGCUCCUGCUGGGUCUUUCUAAGUUUUAUAUAUGGUGAGAACACAUCAAAUCAAAACAGCUGUCGGCCGACUUGAUGCCAUUCCAACACCUUUAAAGUCCACAAAUAUCAUCAUGUUAAAGAGAAUUGUAACAUCUAAAAACGUGACAUAUUGUGCCUUAAUGGGUGGAUAUACUUUGUUUUUGUUUUUUUUCUGCUGCCUCAUAUAAUUACACUAUUAUGUUUGUGAAAUGCAUCUGUGAUGGGUUUUUUUUUAUAGUAUUAUAUUUAUUGUUUAUCAGUUCACCGGGGUAUGCUGUAGACUUGAUGUGACAUAAGCAGCUUCUCCACUGAUGAGCGUCGCCUCUUGAUUGGAUGCCAUUCUGGAGGAUAAUGAAGUUAGAGAUCUAAUGGUUGACAGUUCAAAAUCUCGAGGCUUUAGUUCACUGACUCAGACACGACUAGCAUAAAUCAGCUUCUGUCACUGUGUAAACGUGUUCGGAUGUCCUGUUUUGAUUACUGUUCCUGAGAAGCUCUGCUUCCUCUGAAUAGGCUGUAUUGACGUAGUUUCUGCCAAGAAUUGAUUCCACAGUGAUACAAAAUAAUACACAUCUUCCAGUUUAUCAGGCCCAGGAAGUAAAAUAUGUCUCAUGUUACUACUUUAUGCAGAAAAUUCACCUGAAUUUCUAUGAAUGCCAUUACGACUCCUGACUUCCUGCUGAUAUCAUGACACACAGUCUGUCCCUGGCAGCACCCUUAUUCACUACACAUCCUUGUGCUGCUGCUUAUAGGUCAUCUUCUGUGCUUUUGUGUAAUGUAAUGUUCCAACAAGCAGCUUUUAACACAGGAUAGACACAUGCAGAAGAAAAUAAUACCUCAAAGUGUGUGACAGUGUGCUGCAUCCUAGAACUGCAUCUGCUGAGUGUGUUGGCUGCAUUCAUCACCGUGUUAAUGCGUGCAUUUGUUGUGAAAUGGUGAAACACAAGGCGACGUGAAACCUGAAAAAUCAACUGAAAACUUGUAGCACGCAGCGCAAUGUUAGCAUUACAGGAGCUGGACGGCUGUACCUGAGCGACAAGAGUCGCACGGCGAAAGCACUGGGACUGAAGGUAGCUUCCUACGACCUUUGUUACGGGUUUAGAGACAGUGAAGACAUCGAAGCGAUGCAUGACCUACCUCAGGAUGGCUGUGUCUUGUAUUAGGGGGUUUAGAUUCACAUACAGGGCUCCAGAGUGCGACUAUUUUAGUCGCGAACGCACCCAAAAAUCUGUCAGGUGCAAGUAAACAUUUUCAUUUUGUUUUGUUUUGUUUUUUUUUGCUUUUUCUGAACAAUUGAUGUUAUUCCUAUUCACAAUCAUUUAAAUUUGAACUGAAAUGUAUUAUUGAUUGCACCUUAAUGAAAAAGUUAGGGGUUCCAGUGCAACCAGUAUAAGACAGUGAGUCUGGAGCCUGUGGAGACUGUGCCGAUCAAUAGUUCAGAAUGUUUCUGGGUGACUAAAAUUGAUGUUUUAUGACUUUAGCUAACAAUGAUGAUAACUUACUGUAUGUAUGCAAUGAUGUCUCAUAUGUUGCCAUGUUGCCACUUUAUGUUUUAUGUUUUGGGCGAAAUGGUCGGAAGACAUUUUGGGGCCGAUCGCACUGACACUAGACUGUGUUGCAAAAAAAGGACAGGAAGUUAGAACGCAAAAGGGAUUAUUAUGUGGUUGAAUCACCGUGAGUGGUUACUGCUGCGGAUUUAUAAUUGGCACUUUUUUUUUCCGGACAAAUGCGAAUUUUACGACAGGGAGGAAUAAUCGCACGCAGCUUGACAUUUUCUCGCCCGAGGACGAAAGUCAAACCAUCUCUAACAAGGAUUACCAUCUGCUGUGAGCUUCUCCGGAGCUGGUAUUAUCAUGAUAAAACUUAAAUAUAGGGUAGUUUCAAAAAGCACCUUUUCCGUGAGAUGUGGCACUCAACCGUGAAAACUACUAUUUCCUCGUGAAACUGCCAGUUAACAGUCUGUCCAAUUGCUGGUGGAUAUGCUAGACAUGACUCACCCCUUAUGUAAUUUCUUAGUUGUUUAUAUUUUAUUUGUUUUCUUGUUAACAUGCACUGCUUGCCAGGACAUGUAAUGUCACCCAGCGUGUUUGAAUAUCAUGCAGCCUUUUUGUUUUGCUUUUGAUCCUGCAUUUAUUGUUUGUAAGUGUUUAAUCAAUUCACCACCCUGCUGGUACAUGCUGGAGGUGACGCACACACCUUCAUAUAACUCCUGGUCAGAGCAGUUAAACUAUGGGGCUUCCUGUCCUUCCUCUGAUGUCUUUGCAAGCCAGCAGGUUACCAGAACAGCUGUGUGUGGCUUCCUCCAGCUCUUUGUCAGCUAACACCCUGUGAAACACGUACCUGUAAGCCGAGCUGGAACUGUUAACGAGAGCAGCGGCUUUGAUUUGCUGCGUGUUUUUCUGUGCCAAAACGCAAAUCAUUGCUUUCAUCGCAGCCAAUGUCAACAUCGUAGACAGGAUUUCUACACUGGUUGCACGCAGGUGAUCAGUUCCUAUAGAGAGCGUCAGGGUUAGGGUACCAUUGGCCUAAAUGCAACCGUUGGAACCGAUGAGUUGAUGAGUUGUUUGAUGAUAAUUCAGCCUCUUCGGGCAACCUGUUUCUGGACUUGCAGUAAACACGGAUAUCCAGGCCAGGACUUCCUUUUCCGUGAGAAUGUCAUUGUCUGAUUUGAGAUUUGAGAUGCAAAAAUAGAUCAGAGAAUACAUUUGGGGUAAUAUAUCGAUAAUACGGGUGUCAGGAUUUAUCGAUAUUGAAGAUAAUAAGUAACAUUGUGAAAAUGAUAAUCUUAAAUCAUUUUAAUUUGAAAGUUAAUAUGAAGGCCAAAGCGUUCUGAGAAUGGAUUUUGGGCCAAUGCAUUGAGCCUCUAUUUGCUCUCCACAGGUGCGACUGUUGCCCGUUGCGCUAAAGCCCACCGGAAAAAGUGACUGGUCAACACCUCUCAGUCUACAAACACUUCCCCACUCCAAAAUCUUGUCCCUUGCCUAAAGAAUCUGCAUUUAUAAGCAGCUAUCUUUUUAUAAAGACUAUCUCAUAGGUAACAUGAGGAUUCGGCAGUCCGAGCCAUACUAUCCAAUCGGGUGUCUUUUUUUUUUUAGAUUUGCGUCAUUUUGUUAAGUUUAAGCGUGAAACUUCCUCAUCUUGUUUCCUGUAAUAGCGUUUCUCUGUUAAACUCUGGCAGAGGAAUGGUGACGCAAAGAGGGAAUCUGUUAAUAAAAAGACCGCCAUUGGAAGAGGACCGUUUUAUUUUUGACCAAGCUCAGCCUGCUGAAGCCUCAUCGUCUACUCAGAAUGAGGAAUCUGGAUUUUGUCCCCCAUCAAAAAGAGAUUUCAGCGAAAUGAUUUUAGCGACUGAUAACUAUCAUACAGGCAAGUGAGUAAGACAGACUUGGAAAAAAAAAAUGUGCGUGACCUUUAGUACAGUAUGCAAACCCUCUAAUGAUCAAAAGUAAAGGCUGAUUGUCAUGCUUAGAUUUGAUUGUGUGUGUGUGUGUGUGUGUGUGUUUUAUCAUCUGAGAAUGUGUUUUACCUCAAGAACAUUUCCAUCUGGUUCUUCAUAAUAUGGUUCUCCUGUUGCACAGAUCCAACUAUAAAUAGGUUUUGUGGAAGACAUUUAAUGAGGCCUGGCAGCAAGUUUGUGUGUUGCUUUUAAUUUACGCUCCCUUUAACACCUGCAGCAGAACAUAAUGAGCGUCUGCAUCGAGCAAACUUAGGAGGUGCUGACCUACAUGUCAUGAUGUGCGAGUGCAACAGGCUUCUGCAUUGUUGGACUAAUUACAUCGGUGCCUGUAAUUGGUUCACGUGUCGCAACAGCUAUCAGAGUUUUGCCUGUUGCGACUGAACGCACGUCAUCUCAUCCAAAGAAAACAGUGAAACAGUGAGUCGUGUCUAAAUACUACACUGCCAAGAACAUUCAAACUGAUGUACAUAAGCUUUUUGUAUUUUAAAACGAGACAAAUGCAUGCAAGAAUACCGAGUGGAAGCCGAACCUCUGUACAUAUCAUCUGUAUAAAUUCCAGGGAUUUCUUAAACAAACCAACAAGUGUGGUCAGUAUCAAAUAAAGUCAAACUCUUUGCA